Messenger RNA from Camellia sinensis, 1755 nucleotides. Lineage: Eukaryota; Viridiplantae; Streptophyta; Magnoliopsida; Ericales; Theaceae. The record is from RefSeq and is a predicted model, not a curated record.
AAUUGCCUACCAACUCUGGCUCAAUUUUGGGCACCUGUAACAAUUCAGAACAGGUGUUUGCUAACAACUCAAGACCAACCUUUUUGUCUUUUCAUCAUUGAUAAAGGACUUUGCUCGUAUAGAAUGAUCUCUAUGGAGUAUAAAUUCUACGUAGAUGGUGAGAGUGAAGAAGAACUCGGGCUUCCUGGCCGUGUGUUUCAGUAUAAAUUCCUUGAAUCAACUCCUGAUGUGCGGUAUUACUCUACCAAAGAACACCCACAGGGCAGUCAUGCUGUACAUUGCAAUGUCACGCAAUCGUUGGCUUUACCGGUGUUUGAUCAUUCUAGCCAGAGCUGUGUUGGUGUCCUUGAGCUAGUAACUAACAAGGUGGAACUGGAAUAUUCAGAUCCAUAUUUUCAUGGUGACAUCCUUGCAAACAGCAAGAAUGAUGAUUUUCAAUAUGUGCUGAAUAAAAUCAGGAAUGUGUUGAAGGUGGUGCGUCAAGUUCAUCAUUUACGUUUGGCUCAAACAUGGGUCCCAUGCUGGUUUUGCAGCAAUGGGAUCCAUGGUGGUACCUUUGAUGUGAGCAGCGAAGGACGAGUCUUGUGCACACUUAAGACAGUGUCCUAUUUGGCAGGGGAAGGGGAGUGGCCCUAUGGAGAGGAUUAUACUUUCUUGGAUGCCUGUCAAUCUCAUCACCUACGAAAGGGGCAAGGGGUUGUUGGGAGGGUGCUUUCAUCUCAUAAAUUGUUAUUCUGCCCAGAUAUAACAAGAUUCAGCAUUGCCGACUAUCCCCUAGCGCAUUAUGCACGCAAGUUUGGAUUGACCGGUUGUUUUGCAAUUUGCUUGCAGGGUCCUUUCACUAAAAAUUGUUUUAAGCUUGCUACUGGAGAAAAACUGAGACAAGAUUUAUCUAUUGAAGUUAUUGAUUUUUGCAACGAUGAGAAACUUGAUUCUAUGCAAACACCCCAAACUAAUAGAUAUUCCACUACGCUCCCCUCACAAAAUAUAAGAGAGAUGACGCAGCUGGAUUCAUCAAAUCUGGAAUCUAUGGAUGCCAUAAACAAUGGAAGGAAUGUGGUUAGUGCGGAGCAAAGCAACAUACAUGGUACUGAUGUACAGAAGAAAAGCAAAACAAAAACGUCGGAGAGGGAACACAGAAAAGCUGGAAUUCUAAUUAGUUUGGAGGAUCUCCAACGCCAUUCUGGAAUGAAAGUUGAAGAUGCUGCGAAUAGCCUUGGCAGUAAUUUUGUAGUUAGUCGAUCUACAUUUAAGCGUGUCUGUAGAAAAUAUGGUAUCGGCAGGUGGCCACCUCGCAAGGGACUCAGGAAUAAUCAUUCCCCCUCUGAUAAAACUGUCCGAGGUGUUGAUCAAGAAAAAAUUUCAAAAUGCAGUCAGAGAGACUGUCCGAGUUCUAAUCAAGCCGUGCCUACUGUUGGUCGAACAAAGCAACAUAUUAAGGCAACCCAAGAUGCAUGUAAUGUGACAGUAAAGGCAAAAUAUCUCCAAAAAGCAAUAAAGUUUCAGCUCUCUUCGUCAUCAGGAAUUAAAGAGUUGCAGCAGCAAGUGGCAAAGAGGCUGAACCUGAAGGCCGGAACUUACAUUAUCCGGUAUAAAGACGAUGAGAAUGAUUCAGUUUUAAUAUGCUGUGAUGACGACCUGCAUGAUUAUAUGCGUUCUUCAAGUUCGCUUGGAAGUACUUUGAUCACAAUUUGGCUUCAGCCCAUCUGAACAUUUUGAAUCAUUGCUGAUUAUGCAUUUAUCCUUUAACUAGGU